CUAUUUUCUCUAUUAGCAGUUGAAGAUUUUGAAUACUGUACCUCUCUUACAAAGUCAUAAACCCGUUUCCAAUUUUUUCAUUAUCUCUCUUCCUACCUAAUUCAUAACACAUUCUCACCAAUAAAACCUUCCUCAAAUAUCUCUAUAUAUAAGGAUUUGAAAAACAUAUACAAACUAUAUAUAUGAGAAUAAUAUUGUAGAUUACUCUCUAUAAUCUUAUACUCUACAAAACAAAUUCUCAAAAUAAUUUGAAGACUUUUACACUUGAAAUAUAUUAUCAAACAAAAAAUGAAACUCAAAUGGAAAUCUAUUUUCCCAGCAAGUUGUUUCAAGGGAGAGUAUCCAUCACCAAAACCAAAGAAAGUGGUAGCUACAAAACCAAGAAGUGCUUCAACAUCAACUCAUAGGAUUUCAAUAGAGGAAUUGAGCAAUCCAAACGCGACGGAAGAUUUAUCGAUUUCUCUAGCAGGAUCUAAUCUUUAUGCGUUUACCGUAGCCGAGCUUAAGGUUAUAACACAGCAGUUUUCUUCAAGUAAUCAUCUUGGUGCUGGUGGGUUUGGACCUGUUCAUAAGGGGUUUAUAGAUGAUAAGGUUAGGCCUGGUUUGAAGGCUCAAUCUGUUGCUGUUAAACUCUUGGACUUAGAAAGCAAACAAGGUCAUAAAGAGUGGUUGACUGAAGUUGUUGUUUUGGGGCAAUUAAGGGAUCCACACCUUGUGAAGCUAAUAGGAUAUUGCAUUGAAGAUGAACAUAGACUUUUGGUAUAUGAAUAUUUACCAAGAGGCAGCUUGGAAAAUCAAUUAUUUAGAAGAUUCUCAGCAUCACUACCAUGGUCAACAAGAAUGAAAAUUGCUGUUGGAGCUGCAAAAGGUUUAGCCUUUCUUCAUGAAGCUGAGCAACCAGUUAUUUUUAGAGAUUUCAAAGCUUCAAACAUCUUGUUAGACUCGGAUUACAAUGCAAAACUCUCUGACUUUGGGUUGGCAAAGGAUGGUCCUGAAGGAGAUGACACCCACGUUUCAACAAGAGUUAUGGGUACUCAAGGGUAUGCUGCCCCAGAAUAUGUCAUGACAGGUCACUUAACGGCCAAGAGUGACGUGUACAGCUUUGGAGUAGUUUUAUUGGAGUUGCUAACAGGGAGAAAGUCAGUGGACAAAAAUCGUCCUCAAAGGGAACAAAACCUAGUAGAUUGGGCAAGACCAAUGUUAAUUGAUUCAAGGAAAAUUAGCAAAAUUAUGGAUCCAAAACUUGAAGGACAAUAUUCCGAAAUGGGUGCUAAAAAAGCAGCUUCAUUGGCUUAUCAAUGUCUUAGUCAUAGACCAAAGAGUAGGCCAACAAUGAGCAAUGUGGUUAAAAUUUUGGAACCUUUACAAGAUUUUGAUGAUAUUCCAAUUGGACCAUUUGUUUACACUGUUCCAAUUGAUAAUAAUGAAGUGGCUAAAGAAAAGGAUCAAGCAAAGGAGUAUGAAACAAAUAGGGAGAGGAGGAGGGAAAAUGAUAAAUAUCAUAGGAAUGGUCAUAGGCAUCAUCCACUUAAAUCGCCAAAGUCGCCAAGUCCUCAAUCACAAUCGCAAUCACGACCACAAUCACGGCCACAACCACAUCUGCAGAUUGACAAGCAUCGAAAUGGUAGAGAAAGUGGGUUGAAUUCUCCUUUGUCACACAUGAAUCGAAAUGGUAGAGAAAGUGGGGCAAAUUCUCCUUCGCCACACAUGAAUCGAAAUGGUAGAGAAAGUGGGUCAAAUUCUCCUUUGCCCCGCAUAAAUCGAAAUGGUAGAGAAACCGGGUCAAAUUCUCCUAUGCCGCGCAUAAAUCGAAAUGGUAGAGAAAGUGGGUCAAAUUCUCCUUUACCACACAUAAAUCGAAAUGGCAGAGGAAGUGGGUCAGAUUCUCCUUCGCCAGACAAAAAAAGCUAUGAAAAUUAGCAUAAUGGAUAAAAAAAAAAGAGUUUGUAUAUAUAUACAAAUAUUUUUCAAAAACAUGUUUAGUGAUUUUAUGUAGUGUACAUACUACUAUAGCCUAAGUGUGAUUAGCAAUCAUUUGCAUGCCAGGAGAGAGUACAUAAAAACACAAUGGAGAAAAAAGAUGAGAGUGGGAGUGCAAUUGUAAUAGACCUCACAUGGAAAAUAUGCUUGAGUUAGUUUUAUUUUUCAUUCUUCAAUUAAAGGAGGAAAUUAUAAUUAUUUUAAGGUGCA
Messenger RNA from Medicago truncatula (barrel medic), 2190 nucleotides. RefSeq names its product serine/threonine-protein kinase RIPK. The coding region runs from base 289 to 1920 and encodes 543 amino acids. The transcript is spliced from 5 exons. Gene Ontology annotation, molecular function: protein kinase activity; ATP binding. The record is from RefSeq and is a predicted model, not a curated record. NCBI's taxonomy places the organism in Eukaryota, Viridiplantae, Streptophyta, Magnoliopsida, Fabales, Fabaceae. Gene Ontology annotation, biological process: protein phosphorylation.